Seriola aureovittata is the source of this 3007-nucleotide messenger RNA. RefSeq names its product transmembrane protein 74. Bases 202 to 1047 code for a protein of 281 amino acids. Lineage: Eukaryota; Metazoa; Chordata; Actinopteri; Carangiformes; Carangidae. The record is from RefSeq and is a predicted model, not a curated record. The transcript has 2 exons.
GCGCAGCCUGCCGCCACAGCAUCGAGCACGGAGCGAACACAGCCGUGGCUAUUCAAAGCAUAUUCCCUGAUAAAGCUUUUUUUAUGUGGACUCGUAUGAAGAAGAGAAGGCAGUUGGGAUGCUGAGAUAGCGCGGGAUGCUGCGGGGUGAAAAAAUCGUGGGAGGAAGGCUCAGCUUGAACCAGCGGGCGGUGAUAAGCGAAUGGCUUCUCCGGAGUUGCUUCCAGCAGAUGAGGGAGGCAAACAGUCUGACACUCCCGACGUCCUUGACCGAGUUUGCAGCGCGCUGCAUGUCCGCAAGUCGGGCGGAUCAACAGGAGGAGCGCUCCCGGGGGAGGCUGGCUGUAACCCGGCCCGCAGCUGCCAUGGCCGGUGUCUUUCAGCACCAAGGACGGCGCCGCGCAAGGGGGGCGCGGAGCUUAAACUCGGUCACCUCGGCGAGGAGAAAGUCCGAGUUUGUUGCGACGAGGAAUUAGAGACAUCUUUCACCUACAUCGAUGAGAAUGUUAACCUGCGACUGGCCAGCCCCGACACCAGUUGUAGAAGUGCUCUCAGACCCGUGCGCAACGGCGAGCCUUGCUCCGAGACGUUACCGGAGCUUUCCUUCAUGUCCGAGGAUGAUCUCUCCUUCGCGGAGGGCUCUGGAAGUUCUAUAGACUACGGCUUUAUCAGUGCGGUCACGUUCUUGGUGACUGGGAUCUCCUUGGUGAUCAUCUCCUACGCAGUGCCUCGGGAUGUGGUGGUGGACCGUGACAGCGUGUCAGCGAGGGAGAUGGAGAAGCUGGAGAUGGAGAGCGCCCGGAUAGGUGCCCACCUGGAUCGGUGCGUCAUAGCGGGACUGUGCCUGCUCACGCUGGGUGGCGUGGUGCUCUCCACGCUGCUGAUGAUCUCCAUGUGGAAGGGGGAAAUGUACAGGAGAAAGGUCAUUGCUUAUUCCAAGCGCUCCGCCAAACUGUACGGCUCUAUCAGCCUGAAAACUAGAUCCAGCCCCAGCCACUCAUCAGUUCACUUGUCCCUGGAGGAGGAAAUGGAGGAAACUUUGACUUAAAAUGCUGCUUUGCAUAUAAAACUUUUGUGUAUAACCAAGGAAUUAAUGCCAUUCACACACAUUCUCUAACAUAGCCUAAAACUGUAUCAUACAUUCAAAAUGUAAGUCUGCAACAUUUGUGUCCUGUAGAAAUAGAUCAAAUGUAUCAUGUAUCCACAGGCAGGCAGAAUCGACGAGAAAAGCACUCUGAUGAAAGUGAGCAAUAGCAAGAAAAACACCAGGUGGUGUCAAAUUGUUCUCAAAUGAUUCAAAAUGGCACCACACCAUAAAAGUGAGCUUUGUGUCACAAACACUGGUUCAUGGUUUUUUUUUUUUGUACACAGGACACAGUGUCUGAAAGCCCUCCAUUUAUUAUUGAGGCUAUUCAUAUUUAAUGUGAAUGUUUCCAACAGCAAAAUUGUGCAGAGACACAUUUCAGGAAGUAAGGCAAAUGUGUGUCCCCAGGGCAGGAGAGUGGGAGUAAGGAGGGAUUUAUAGCUGUCUCUGUCCACUGUGAUGUGGGAGAAUCAGCUCACUGGUCCACAUGGUAAUAUCCAGUGACAGUCCCUCUCUGGUGCAGUGCUGAGGUAAGCCAGUAAGCCUGGCAUCGUGCAUCUGAGCCAAAGCUCCACGUCGGUUUGAUUGUACUGAACAAUUUGACUGCAUUCGACAGUGCUGACAUGCACUGUGCACCCUCCUCGGCUCUCUGUUGAUCCUCUCUGCUCCUCUUCCCCUUCAUCCUCCCUAGUCCUCUCUGCCUCAGGAGACUUUUUUUUCCUCCUGCACAGCCUAUUGCUCUCUUCAGCCUAUGAACACUACAUAAGUGUGUGGGAAGGGUCUUGGACGACCACAUCCAAGUGCCUGUGACAUUUCAAGGUUGAUCUGCCUUUCCUUACCUGUCUCUUUUCCCUUCUCUCUCUCUCUCUCUCUCUCUCUACGUGAGGAUGGACUUAGGAACACCUAAUCACACAUGAAAGAGUUGCCCUACUUCCAAAACCUUAAGCCAUCACUACUUCAAAGCGCAAAUUACCUCUCCAAAGUGAGAUAUCAUUCUUUUUAAAAGGUCAUAUUUGAUGUUAUCAUGAUGAUUUGCUGACUAAAAAAAUUACAGGUGACACAAAGAGCUUAAGAAAAGAGGUUUAUCAUGUGCAAACUUGUUAAAAAUGUUAAUGCCCCAUUGAUCAGAUAACUCAGAGACCAACUUUCUUAUGUUGGUUGAGGAAGAUUUUAGUUUCUGUCUAAACUAAGUCCGUGUAAGAGCAACAUCUUGGGUUAUUAUUGCAGCUUGAAAAGACCCGCAGAGAAGGAUAAAGGAUGCCACGCAAUUCUCAUGAAAAACAAAGUCACUUUUUCAUGUAGGCUACCCUGUAAGGCUCAUAAAUCAUGCAUGAACCACUAGAAUUCCGGUGUAUUUGCAUAUAUCCACUUACACACAGCCGAACACUGCAUUCUGCAAGACACGUGCUAAUGAUUCUUAUGCAGUGUCAGUCUGUUACCUUGGUUUCUUGUCCUUUCAUUUCCCAGGGCUGUGUGACCCUAUUUCAAAGCUUACAUUCAAAACGACAUGAGUCAGCCUGUCUUAAUGAGAUGCGUAGGCUGAUUACUCUAUGGUAAACAGCUCCAGGCCACACCGUUGCUGCGCUUUCAUUCAGUUGCAUUGCCUCUGUGUGUGUACUGUCACUGCAUGUACAUGUAGUGAGUGGCAGUCAGUCAGUGCACAGACAGAUGGGCCAGGGUGUUUCAAGUGAAAAGACCGGAUCGCUGGAGUCUGAUAAGGUACUCAUUCAAAAAUCAUUUGCUGCAGCAAUGAACUAAUGCACGUCUGAGUCACUACAGCUUUUCAUUUUAUCUGCUCUUGACCACAGAGCUGACAGGCAUGUGUACAUCCCUGAAAAAACAACCAUUAUAUUUCGAAAUGGCAGUAAAAUGCCAAAUGAAGAGAUUUCCAGGAAGGGUAAUAAAAAUUAAUGAUCCAAAUGAG